AUGGCCAUGCCUCGCUCAAUCCCGAUGUAUCAAAAAGAUGCCGCUGUGCAUAAACUCGUCACCAAAAUUGUCUCUUGUCUGCCCAUUGGAUCACUCUCAGAGACAGACCGGUCAUUCUUCAAGGGGGCUGACACCAGCGACCAUGUGGUCUCCACCGAGGACACAGUUUUCCAUCCGCAGGGUGGAGGCCAGCCCAGCGACAUCGGCGAAAUGAAGCCUCAGGACGGCGAUGGGUCAUUCAGCGUCAAAUGUGCCCGAAAAUUACCAGACAGCCAAAUUUAUCACCUUGGAUCUUUCCAGAACACGCAGAAAUUUUUCAAUGGUGGUGAAUCAGUCGCGCAAAAUAUCAAUAGUGCGACACGGAACUAUCAUUCUCGAUACCACACGGCGGGACACAUUCUUGGACUUGCAGUCAAGCAAUUGAGAGACAUAGUUGGUACUGUGUCUGAGCUCAAAGCGAAUCAUGCCCCCGGGGCGGCCUUCGUGGAAUUUCGAGGUUUGAUCGCUGGGGAACACAAAGCCGCUAUCCAGGAGAAAACAUCUAGCCUGAUCCAAAGCAACCUUGAGGUCAAGGUUGACUGGUGGGACGUGCAGACCGCCAUAUCACGAGGGGUAGCCUUGCCAGAAGGGUCUGCUGAGUCCCAAGGCAACAUUCGUGUUGUGGAUGUGGUAGGUGCUGGGGCUUACGCUUGUGGGGGGACACACUUGCCCGAAACCCGUGACAUUGGAGGGAUUGUUGUUAGAAAGAUCAGUCGACAGAAGGGGAUCACCAAAAUCUCAUAUGAGAUUACCGAUUGA
Molecule: messenger RNA, 798 nt
Organism: Penicillium brevicompactum
Lineage: Eukaryota; Fungi; Ascomycota; Eurotiomycetes; Eurotiales; Aspergillaceae
Exons: 2
Coding region: 1-798 (265 amino acids)
Biological process (GO): regulation of translational fidelity; alanyl-tRNA aminoacylation
Molecular function (GO): Ser-tRNA(Ala) deacylase activity; nucleic acid binding; alanine-tRNA ligase activity
Source: RefSeq, a predicted model, not a curated record